Molecule: messenger RNA, 1773 nt
Organism: Drosophila navojoa
Lineage: Eukaryota; Metazoa; Arthropoda; Insecta; Diptera; Drosophilidae
Gene: Tip60
Product: Histone acetyltransferase Tip60
Biological process (GO): double-strand break repair via homologous recombination; regulation of DNA-templated transcription
Cellular component (GO): NuA4 histone acetyltransferase complex
Molecular function (GO): histone H4K16 acetyltransferase activity
Source: RefSeq, a predicted model, not a curated record
CACUUUGAUCCUGACUGUUUUGCGACGCGGAGCGUUUUGCGAAUAGCUGAAAUAAAAUUCUGAAUUCCUAUGAAUAUAACGAAAUGAAGACCAAAUACGAAUUCGACGAUGAUGUUUCAUCAAUUUGUGAAUCGACGGCCGCCUUGACCGAGGGCUGUCGUCUGUCCGUGCGCAUGCACAAAACCGACGAUUGGCCUUUGGCUGAGAUUGUUAGCAUCAAAGAGCAGGACGGGAAGCGUCAGUUCUAUGUGCACUAUGUGGACUUUAACAAGCGUCUGGACGAGUGGGUCAACGAGGAUGACUUGGAUACGCGCAAGGUGCAGUUCCCACGGCGCGACGGGCCGCAAACUGGCACCAGUACGGGCGUUACCACGCCCAAGCGCCACCAUUCGCUGGCAGGCAGUGUGUCGCGCCCGACAUCUCCGCAGCCGCAGAACGCCGGCGGCCUCAGCGGUGCCAUCGCUGGCGGCUCCAUGGCCAACUCUAACAGCGGCACUGAGCUGGUCAAUGGCAAUAAUGUGCUAGCUGCUGCACUGCAGAAGCGCAUUAAUCGUCGUCGCAAGGUGCACGGACCGCAUCACUCGCAGUCGGUGCAGCAGCAGCAACAGGCGCAGGCGCAGCAGCCACAGACGCCUCAGACUCCGCAGACGCCUGUUCACGUGACAGGCGAUGGCGGAUUGUUGCCCACAACUUCUUUGGGCGCUGCUGCAGCUGCUGGGAAUGACGACGCCUCGCAGGACGGCAAGAUGGCAACGCCUCGCCAAUCGGGCAGCAUGGUCACCCACCAGGAUGACGUGGUCACGCGCAUGAAGAACGUUGAGAUGAUCGAGCUUGGCCGCCACCGCAUCAAGCCAUGGUACUUCUCGCCUUAUCCACAGGAGCUGUGCCAGGAGAGCUGCAUUUACAUUUGCGAGUUCUGCCUGAAGUACUGCAAGAGCCGCAAGUGCCUGGAGCGCCACUUGUCCAAGUGCAACCUCCGCCACCCACCGGGCAAUGAGAUCUAUCGCAAGAAUACAAUCUCGUUCUUUGAGAUCGAUGGGCGCAAGAACAAGGUCUACGCCCAGAACCUUUGCCUGUUGGCCAAGCUAUUCUUAGACCACAAGACGCUCUACUAUGACACUGAUCCGUUUUUGUUCUACAUCAUGACUGAGUUUGACUCGCGCGGCUUUCAUAUUGUCGGCUACUUCUCCAAGGAGAAGGAGAGCACUGAGGACUAUAACGUGGCAUGCAUCUUGACCAUGCCGCCAUAUCAACGCAAGGGCUACGGCAAGCUCCUCAUCGAGUUCAGCUAUGAGCUGUCCAAGUUCGAGGGCAAGACCGGCUCGCCGGAGAAGCCGCUUUCCGACUUGGGCUUGCUAUCCUAUCGCUCCUACUGGGCCCAGACCAUACUUGAGAUACUGAUUAGCCAGAACGCUGGCGCAGAUGGCGAGAAGCCCACCAUAACCAUCAACGACAUCUGUGAAUGCACCUCUAUUAAGAAGGAGGACGUUAUCUCCACUUUGCAGAAUCUGAAUUUGAUUAACUACUACAAGGGUCAGUACAUUGUCUGCAUUUCGCGCGAGACUAUUGAACAGCAUCAGCGCGCCAUGCAGAAGCGCAAGAUUCGCAUCGACUCCAAGUGCCUUCACUGGACCCCCAAGGAUUGGUCCAAGCGCUCCAAGUGAAUACGCCCCGCCGGCUGCCUGCGCCCGCGCUUAUUUGCUAAACUAAUCAUUUAACCCACCGAGAGUACAAUGAAUUCGUUUUUGGCUUGCACAUAUGCAAGCAUUUAUC